AGAAUUUUGAAACAACAGAUUUUCGAGCCUCUCUAGAAAAUGGUGUCCUGUUGUGUGAUUUGAUUAAUAAGCUCAAACCUGGAGUCGUUAAGAAGAUCAAUAGACUGUCUACUCCAAUAGCAGGUUUGGACAACAUAAACGUGUUUUUGAAAGCUUGUGAACAGAUUGGAUUGAAAGAAGCCCAGCUUUUUCAUCCUGGGGAUCUACAGGAUUUAUCAAACCGGGUCACCGUCAAGCAAGAAGAGACUGACAGGAGACUGAAAAAUGUUUUGAUAACUUUGUACUGGCUGGGAAGAAAAGCACAAAAUAGUCCCUAUUAUCAUGGUCCCUAUCUCAAUUUGAAAGCUUUUGAGACCCUUUUAGGACAAGCUUUGACUAAGGCACUUGAAGAUUCUAGCUGCCUGAAAAGAAGUGGCCGGGACAGUGGCUACGGGGACAUCUGGUGUCCUGACAGAGGAGAAUUUCCUGCCCCUCCAGGUAGCCACAGGAGGGAAGAUUCCUUUGAAAGCUUGGACUCCUUGGGGUCUAGAUCACUGACCAGCUGCUCCUCAGACCUCACUCUUAGAGGUGGGAACGAAGGUUGCGAAAGUGACAUCGAUUGGGAAUUUACAUUCAAAAUGCAGGAUUAUAACAAAGACGAUAUGUCCUACCGAAGGAUUUCAGCCAUUGAACCGAAGUCGGCUCUACCGUUCAAUCGUUUCUUGCCUAACAAAAGUAAGCAGCCGUCCUAUGUGCCAGCACCUUUGCGGAAGAAGAGGCCAGACAAAAACGAGGAUAACAGAAGAAGCUGGGCAAACCCUGUCUACACAGAGACAGAUGGAACAUUUUCAAGACUCUUUCAAAAGAUUUAUGGUGAGAAUGGGAGCAAGUCCCUGAGCGAUGUCAGCGCGGAGGAUGUUCAGAACCUGCGUCAGCUGCGCUACGAGGAGAUGCAGAAAAUAAAAUCCCAGUUGAAAGAACAAGAUCAGAAAUGGCAGGAUGACCUUGCAAAAUGGAAAGAUCGUCGGAAGAGUUACACUUCAGAUCUGCAGAAGAAGAAGGAAGAGAGGGAAGAGAUUGAAAAACAGGCGCUUGAGAAGUCUGACCGGAGCUCUAAGACAUUUAGGGAAAUGCUGCAGGACAGGGAGUCCCAAAGUUCUACAAUGACGUCUAGGAGGAGGAUCUAUUCCUCUGAUGACAUCCUGGAUGAUGGAGUGUUCCCUCCUUCAGUGACUCUGUCAGAAACUAGUUACCAGAGUGAGAUACGAGAAGACAAGGCAAGAGCUCAUCCUGCUGAGAUGCUCAAAGAAGAUGCCACAACGUUUGCAAACAGAGAGGAGGACAGUGAAGCAACUGAGAUUCAGCUUGCUUCUCAUAUUCCUGAAGAGCUACGUCUGGCCCCUUUGCCUUCCGCAGAACCACACCAGGUCCCAUUGCCUUCUGCAGAACCACACCAGGUCCCAUUGCCUUCUGCAGAACCACACCAGGUCCCAUUGCCUUCUGCAGAACCACGUCAGGCCUCUUUAUCUUCUGCAGAAUCACACCAGGCCCGGUUGCCUUCCGCAGAACCACAGCAGGUUCCAUUGCCUUCAGCAGAACCACACCAGGCCCCAUUGCCUUCUGCAGAACCACGCCAGGUCCCUUUGCCUUCUGCAGAACCAUGGCAGGCCCCUUUACCUUCUACAGAACCACGGCAGGCCCCUUUGCCUUCUGCAGAACCACGGCAGGCCCCAUUGCCUUCAGCAGAACCAUGGCAGGCCCCUUUGCCUUCUGCAGAACCACGGCAGGCCUCUUUAUCUUCUGCACCACAGCGUCCAUCCUCACUCUAUUCUCAGCAGUCAUGGAGUACAAGAGAGUCAACUCGAAUUUCAGCUUCUCUCCCUAGAAGUUACCAGAGAAGCGAUACAGCCAGGUUAACAUCUGUGGUCACAGCGAGACCUUUUGGCACAUCAUCAAGGGGAAUCUCAUCACUACCCAGAUCCUACACGAUGGAUGAUGGCUGGAAAUACAACGGAGUUGCUGAAGUUGUCAAGAGAGAGCAACCUGAUUUGGGCAGAGCCACUGGCCUGAAGCCUGACUCCAGCCACUUUACUUCAGUCUCAUCCAGUGAGAAGGAGGUAGCCACAGGAGAAGAUGUGGUGAGCUUGUCCUCUCCCACACUCCCUUCCUUGUCUGCCUCCCACAACCAGGCAGCCUCUUCCAAAACCACGUUCUCAUCAAUGUCUGGUCUGGAUUCAGUGUCUGACUCUGGAGAAGGGAGAAGCUCACCACUGAGGGAAGUUUCCAGGUCCCUGGAUCAGUUCAGCGAUAUGAGAAUCAGCAUAAACCAGAUGCCCGGGAACAAACAUGUCUUUGGGUUUACAAUAAAAUGGGAUGUUUCUGGGAUCUUCGUAGCAUCAGUUGAAAAAGGUAGCCCAGCAGAAUUUUCUCAGCUGCAGGUAGAUGAUGAAAUUCUCGCCAUCAAUAACACCAAGUUUUCAUAUAAGGAUACAAAAAAGUGGGAGGAAGUUAUGGCAAAUGCCCAAGAAACUGGAAACUUAGUGAUGGACGUCCGGCGAUACGGAAAGUCCGACUGGGGCAAAGACCAACCUUCCCUGCCAUGUAUACGGCAUAAAACCCUCAAUCUUACCAGUGUGGCUACCAAAAUUAUAGGUUCACCUGAAACAAAGUGGAUCGAUACAACUUCAGGAAUUUACAACACAGACAAGUCUUCAAGUCUAUCAGUAACAACUGAUUUCUCUGAAAGCCUUCAGAGUCCUUAUACUGAAUCCAAAGAAAUUAAUGGAAUUCAUGAGGAAAGCAGCACCUUUGAUUCAAAAGCCUCAGAAUCCAUUUCUUUGAAAAAUUUAAAAAGGCGAUCACAAUUUUUUGAACAAGGAAGCUCUGAUUCUGCGGCUCCUGAUCUUCCGGUUCCAACUCUCAGUGCCCCGAGUCGCUGGGCUUGGGAUCAAGAGGAAGAGAGAAGGCGGCAGGAGCGGUGGCAGAAAGAGCAAGAUCGCCUACUGCAGGAAAAAUACCAACGUGAGCAGGAGAAACUGAGGGAAGAGUGGCAGAGAGCUCAACAGGAGGCCGAGAGAGAGAAUUCCAAGUACCUGGAUGAGGAGCUGAUGGUCCUAAAUUCCAACAGCAUUUCUCUGACCUCCCGGGAGCCCGUGGCUGCCACCUGGGAACCCACCUGGAGUGAAGGGUCCAAGUCCUUGGACAGGGAAGGCACCCGGGCAGGAGAGGAGGACAGGGGACAGCUAGAAGACCAUGCUGUGUUUGAGGACCAAAGUCAGAAGCUGCAGGAACAGCUCAUGCUUGAGCAGGAGAAGAAACGGAAGGAGCAAGAGGCUCAGGAAGAGGCGCUCCGGAAGCAGCGGGAGGCCGAGGCCCAAGCCCAGGCAGAGGCAGAAGCCAAGGCUCGGGCAGAAGCCCAAGCCCAGGCAGAGGCAGAAGCCAAGGCUCGGGCAGAAGCCCAGGCCCAGGCUCAGGCUGAAGCUGAGGCUCAAAGACGAGCUGAAGCACAGAAGCUCCAGGCAGAGAGGGAACGAGAAACUUCGGUCAAAAUAUACCAGUACCGGAGGCCUAUUGACUCCUAUGAUCUACCAAAGAGAGAAGACGACUCUUCAGGGUUGCUUGCAAUCGACAGGAGUAAAUCAAGAUCUACUACCGAACUAAAUGAUCCCCUCAUAGAGAAAAAUGGAAGCAGCAAAUAUUCAGAGAGAAUUGGGACCACUAGCUUUUCACAAAGAAGUUCCAAGAAGGAUCAAGUCCCCUCAGAAGCAGAGUUGGAGAGACAGCAAAUCCUUCAGGAAAUGAGGAAGAGAACGUCUCUCCACAAUGACAAUAGCUGGAUCCGACAGCGCAGUGCCAGCGUAAACAAGGAUCCCAUCUGCCUGCCUGGGAUCAUGAGGAGAGGGGAGUCUCUGGACAAUCUAGAUUCCCAGCGGCCCAGUUCUUGGAGGCAGUCACCUUGGCACAACCAGCCUGCCGGAGUCUACGCCUCUUCCUCUGUCCAGGACUUCAGUCGCCCCCCACCGCAGCUGUUGUCUACGUCAAACCGUGCCUACAUGAGGAACCCAUCCUCUGCCGUGCCGACUCCAGCUGGCUCUGUGAAGACCUCCCCAGGGUCUCCCUCUUCACGCAGCCAGUCGCCUUCGAUGUCACAGUCAGGCUCUCAACUACGGAACAGGUCAGUGAGUGGGAAGCGUGUGUGCUCCUACUGUAAUAACAUUCUGGGCAAAGGAGCUGCCAUGAUCAUCGAAAGCCUGGGUCUUUGUUAUCAUUUACAUUGUUUUAAGUGUGUCUCCUGUGGGUGUGACCUUGGAGGCUCUUCCUCAGGAGCUGAAGUCAGAAUCCGAAACCACCAACUGUACUGCAAUGACUGCUAUCUCCGAUUCAAAUCUGGACGGCCAACCGCCAUGUGAUGUAAGCCUCCAUUCGAAAGCACUGUUGCAGAUAGAAGAGGAGGCGGUUGUCACUGAUGCAGAACUAUAAAAAAUGCUGUAUGUUUUUUCCCUCUUUUUUUUUUUUUAAAAAAAGAAUAAUCUUUGCCUCAUUAGAUGACAUAGGAACACUGUGGUGUUGGAGGACCUGUAUUUUUGUUGUUUAUUUAUAAGAAGGUAAUUAUGUGGGGGGGGGGGAAGAGGAGUGCAGUAUUUACCUUUUGAAUUCAGCAUCCUAAAAGCACAAGUGGAAAACAAAAAACAAAACAAAGCUCAAGAACUUAAAAAAAAAACAACAACCAAAUUCACAUGCUGAUGAUAUGAUGAUCUAGUCUGACUCUUUAGUGGUUUUUGGAAGAUGGUAUUUUAUUUUAAUUUUUUUAAAAGUUCUUAAACAUUAUUUGAAAUAGUUAAUAUAAAUUUGUAAUUGUGUUUGUUUAUUAUAAUGUAUUCUAAGUUAAUGUGGAACCAUAUGAAAACUUUCACUUAAAUCCAUCCAUAAAUUUGCUCUUUGUGGUUUUCUUUACACAGAAAUGGUCCAUUGAAAAUUAAUUUUCCUUAUGUAAUGUUUUCUUUGCUUGAGGAGGGCACUGGAUUUUCUUUACAAGGACUCUUGUUGCUGAGCAAAUGCCAGUAGAAAGCUGUUUACUUUCGAUAAUGAAAAAUAACCGUGGUUUGUACACCAGUAAUUUCCUCCAGAAGCUAGUGAGCUUUUCUGUUCCACUGCCUUUGUAAAUAAAAUUGGUGAUGCAUUUAAGGAAUGCUUUUUAAAACUA
Molecule: messenger RNA, 5182 nt
Organism: Grammomys surdaster
Lineage: Eukaryota; Metazoa; Chordata; Mammalia; Rodentia; Muridae
Gene: Lmo7
Product: LIM domain 7
Exons: 28
Coding region: 618-4388 (1256 amino acids)
Biological process (GO): regulation of signaling; regulation of cell adhesion
Molecular function (GO): protein binding
Source: RefSeq, a predicted model, not a curated record